Zonotrichia albicollis (white-throated sparrow) is the source of this 5335-nucleotide messenger RNA. It is a transcript of the gene SYNE3, whose product is annotated as spectrin repeat containing nuclear envelope family member 3. Gene Ontology annotation, molecular function: actin filament binding. The record is from RefSeq and is a predicted model, not a curated record. Gene Ontology annotation, cellular component: cytoplasm; nuclear outer membrane; meiotic nuclear membrane microtubule tethering complex. Gene Ontology annotation, biological process: nuclear migration. Lineage: Eukaryota; Metazoa; Chordata; Aves; Passeriformes; Passerellidae.
CCGGGUAGCGGCCUCACGCGGGGCCUGGUCCCAGUCUGUGCGCCGUCCCCAGCAUGGACGGGCCGCGCUUCCCCGCUUCCCAGGGUGGACGGGCCUUGCUUCCCCUCAUGCACCCCUGUCGGCUCGGCGGGGAGCCGCUGCUGGGCGGCCGCUGCUGGGCUCAGCCUCUCCCUUCGGAGACUCCCGGGCCGUGCCGGCGCCGCCGGCCCUCGGGCGGGCUCUGGGAUUUAUCUCGCCGGCCCUUUGGUGGUGGAGCUCCCUCGGGCCGGGGCUGGCUGAGGGUCAGGGCAGAUCCCUGCAGAGGGGCCGAUGGAGCCGGGCUGCGCUGCAGGGCCGCCGGCCGUGCGGGGUGAAGCCGCGGGGCUGGAGCGUGCUCGGUGGCAGCGGAGAGGCCGCUCUGGGACCAGCAGCGCCGUUCGGUCGGCACCUUCUGCCCCCGUAGGCGGCUGGGGCUGUGUGUGUGGGCAGCCGGUAAGCUGCUGCAUGGGGCUGUCGCCUUUCUGGCUUUGGCCGUGUCCAGGGAGCGAUUGGACUGCGUUCAUCUGCCCGGGUUUGGUAGAUUUUUGAUGGAAUAAAGCAGGCGGCUUGUGCCUGAGAAAGCAGCGGUUCCGUGCGUGCUCAGGCUUGGUGCUGAUGGUGGAGACCGGAGUGGUUUUGCACAGUUUGACCUUUUCUCCCGCGCACCUGGCAGGGGUGGCAGCGGGGUGGGAAAAUGGGAGCGAGGUCGGGCUGGUGCCUGCGCAGCGGGAUGGUUCAGUCGGUGCUGGAGCAAGGGCAGAACUGCCUGAUGUAGCCAGAGAAGGGCUGGGUUUGGAGCGUGUCCUGCAGCCUGGCCUGUGCCGCCAGCUGUGCUCGGGCUCCUGGGCAGAUGCCGAAUUCUUUCCAAGAACUUGGCGCAGAGCGUGGCGGUCUCCUAAAGCAGCAGGGCCUAUCCUAUAAUUAUUUAAAUCAUCUGUUCAGAAGAAACACUAAUGGGAUUUGCAAAGACUCCUGACAUUUUGCUGAUGCUCCUGUUAGAAGACCUCUCACCUCAUUUUGGAAACACUAAUAAAAGCACCAGUAUUCAAACUGCAGAGUUUAAAUGCUCACACUUCCUCAAAUGCGAUGACUCAGCAGCUCCAGGAUGAAUUUGACAGCAGUGUGGAGAAUGCAGAAGCUUGGAUGAAGGCCAUCCAAGAGAGACUGAGGAUCAAUGACAACACCAAAGGACCUCGAUCUGCCCUGGAAGCCAGACUGAGAGAGACUGAGAAAAUACGUGCCCUGGAACCAGAAGGCAGCUUGAAAAUGGAUUUGAUUCUUGUGAAGGCGGAUGCUGCUCUUCGCAGCAUCAGUGAGGAGAAGAAGCGUGAGGUGCUCUCUAAACUGAAAGACAUUAAAGCCCUGUGGGAAGAGACAGCCAUAUACAUCACUCAUUGUCACAGCCGCAUUGAGUGGGUCUGGCUGCACUGGAGCGAGUACCUGAAAGCCCAGAAUGAGUUUUACACAUGGAUUCACAACAUGAGGGUCACCUUGGAGCCUGACAUUGAGUUGCAGCUUGGCUUAAAGGAGAAGCAGUGGCAGCUGAGCCACGCUCAGGUUUUGCAGAAUGAUGUCCUAAAUCAGUCAGUCCUGCUGGAAAGGCUGCUGGAGGAAGCUGCUUCGUUGUUCAGCAGGAUAGGUGACCCCAGCGUGGAUGAGGAUGCUCAGAAGAAAAUGAGAGUGGAAUAUGAAGGAAUCAGGCAAGAAGCUCAGAACAGAGUGAAACUGCUUGAAACGAUAACCAAGGAACACGAGCAGUACAGCGCCAGUGUCAACCAGUUUCAGUCGUGGCUGAAUGGUGUCACAGAGAAAUUAAACUGCUGCAUUGGAGGAGCAACCAAGACUUCAGCAGAGGACAAGCUAAAGGCACUGAAGGAAAUUGCCAAAGACAUUAGGAGUGGUGGAAAGAAAUGGAAGCACCUUGAAAAUCAGUGUGCAGAGGUAAUUCAGAAUACCUCUCCACUUGGAUCUGCAAGACUGAAGGAUGAACUUGAAGAGCUCAGAAAAGCCUUGGAGAAGUUGAAAGUGCUGAGUAGUGAGGAGGAGGAGAGAUUGCUCAAGAUCCAACAGUCUGAAAGUGCCUAUGAGUCCCAAGCCAGACAAUUGGAAGCAGACAUCCAGCAGCUGAGGAAAGAUCUACAGAGACUAGAAAAUGACCUGGACCCUGGGGAAGGGGAAAAGACUGAAGAUGAGUUUGUAACUCUGUGGAAAAAAUGCAAUGCAACAAGAGCAGCUCUGGCUGCAGAAGAGUCAAAGAUUGAGAGGCUGAAGGCUCAGCUUAAGGAACUGCUACGGUUUUCCCAAGAUGUGCAGCCACAUGCUGAGAGUGUUGUCUCUGCAAUACAGCAGUAUCAAAGUGUUAGAAGCAAGACUUCUAAAAUGAGCACUGACACAGAAGCCCAGCUGUGGAGACUCAUCCAAAAUCCCCUGCAAAGUUUUGAGCAGUGGAAGCCAUCGGUCCAGAUGCUGCUGGAGACUCCAGAGCCAGAGCUGGCUCACAUUGAGGCUGCUCUAACUGAAAGCUCCCAGUUCAAAGAAAAGUUGAUGACAUUACAGCUAAAGAAAGAUCUGCUAAACAAUGUCCUUGGUGAGGAAAAAGCAGAGUCUUUGCUUCAAGAAGUAGCUGAAGCUUCAAAGGAGAGAGAAAUUCUACACAAAAGUCUGCUGCAAAGCAAGAGCAAACUCCAGAAUUUGAUGUUGCAACAUAAGAACUUUGAUGCUGGUUUUGCACCAUUGCAGAAGAAAUUAUCUGCCAUCAAAGCCAAAUUAGAUCUGGAGAAGGAACCACGGCCUGACCUCUUGGGUAAAAAGACACAACUCCAGAGACUCCAGAUGAUCCAAGAUGACUUGGCAGAGCUUGCAAUUCACAUGGAGGAGGUAGAGAAGCUUGUUCAGUCAAAUACCACACACAGGCAUGAAAUGAACCAACUCUCAUCUGAUUCUCAGGCCCUGAAGAGAUCACUGGAGCUGAUGAUACAGCAGAGUGAAGACCACGUUCAGAAGCACUGGGCAUAUAAUGACAAACUGUCUGACCUCCAGCAGUGGAUCUCAGUAACCAGGGAGAGGAUUGGCUCCUGCCAGGAUGCUGAUGGGGAGCAGAACACUGAAGGCAGGCUGGAAGACCUGGAGAGAUUGCUGGCUGAGUUUCCAGAUAAGGAGAUCCAGCUGAACCUUGUAGAAGCUCAUGGCCAGCUGGUCAUGGAGAAUUCUUCUCCAGAGGAGACUGCCCAUGUCCAGGCAGAGCUGGAUCAGCUGAGGGAGUCGUGGAAAUCACUGAAGGAGAUGGCAACUGGCCUCCUCAAAAAAUGGCAGUUAAGUAGACCAGUGGCUGACAAGAAGAAGAAAAGAGCAUUUGUGGGCAGCAGAUGGAUGUCUAGACCUGCUUUCCACCUUUUUGAUGUCGAUCCCAACCAUAAGCAGGAGAAGAUGGGAGAAGGGCAAACUGCAAGCAGCCACUUGAAACUCCUACAUGACUUUGAAGAGUGGCUCCAAGGAGAAAACACCAAACUGACCAAAAUUCUUGCUGGGACUCCAUCUUCUGCAGAGGAAAUUAAGGCACACCAGAGCAAACUUGAGGAGCUGCAGUCUCGUGUGCCUCAUGGUCAGCAACUCUUUGAGGACCUCCUUCAUCUUCAUCCUGUGGUGGGAAGUUCUGAGGACCUGGAGGAGCUGCGCUACCGAUGGAUGCUCUACAAAUCCAAGCUGAGAGAGGCCCUGAGCUCACCAAGUGCUGGAUCUUUGGAGGAAACAGACAGAUUCAGAAAGGAGCGCUCUGGAGGCGCAUGCUCGUUCCUGCAUCGCGUGCGCCGGGCCGCGCUUCCCCUGCAGCUGCUGCUGCUGCUGCUGCUGCUCCUGGCCUUCCUGCUGCCCCUGGCAGAGAGAGAGAGCCACAGCUGCACCCUGGCCAACAACUUUGCUCGCUCCUUCAAGCUGAUGCUGAGAUACGAGGGUCCACCCCCAACGUAACCGCUGGCACGGCACCAGGUGACGGCGGAAGGGCAGAACUCUGGUUUUAACUGCAGCUCACGUAGGUUUUUAGGGCUUCUAACACAUGCCAACGGGAUGCAUCACAUAAUGCAACUUAUGAUUACUCACUUUAAUCAGGUAUUUGAGUAAAAUUAAUAUUUUUACAAUUUUUUUAUUAUUGUACUUCUGUAUAUAGAGAUUGUUUAUGUGUAUGUAUGUAUAUAUAUAUAUAUAAAUGCAUAUCUGUGGUCAAACUAGCAACCACCAUCCACUCAUCCACUGUUUAAAGAUAAUUCUGCAAUGUUUCUGCCAUCUUUCAGCAAGGAAAAAACUGAAGGAUGGUGUUGUGGGAUUUUCUGGGUGAUUUUUAACAUCAGAUUUUGGUUUACAACUGAAGUCAGAGCAAGUAUGAGAACAUGUGGUCGUGUACCAGAGUGUAAACUGGAGACACAGUAGAAUCAUAAGUGGUUGACAUUCAGCCCAAGGAAGAUUUGGACUUUUCUCUUUGAAAUCUUGAGCUGAUUUUUCAGUUUCUGGAUACAGGGAUUGCAGAAGCUAAUAGAAAUGUUUCUACUGACUUCAGUAGGAGUGGGAGUGGAUCUCCUCUUGUUCUUAUUUUUUACAAGAUUUCUUUUCCAAUUACUGUAUUUUCCAGCCCACCUGAAUCAGGAGAGGUGGAAUACAGUGGGAAGAAAGCUAGAAAAAAAAAAGAAUAUAUUUUUUUAGCAUCUCUCUAUCAGGAGAACUUUUAAAAUCAGAUCAUAAUUUUCUGAACAAAUUUAUGAGCACUGAACAAAACCUUGUAUCACCAAUCUUGUGUAUAACAAAGAGUAGGUUUUUUGUUAGAUUUUUGUGUUUGUGGGGUUUCAUGGUUUGGUUUGUUGGGUUUUUUACUUUAUAAAGAAGCAUUUGGCAACGGAUUAUAAAGCCUGAAAAAUGAGAUGCAGCCUGGCUUGGUGUCAGUAAAGCAAAAGUUGGAAGUACUUUAAUAAUACCACCCUGGAAAGAAGAUUCCUACCUAGGAUUCUUUUGUAUUAAUGGUUUAUUGAAAUUGUGUAAACUGAUUGUAUCAACGACAGUCAAGCAUAAUCUAAAUCUUUGUAAUCUAAACUCUAAAAUUAUGGCAACUUGUCAUUUAUUUCCCUAAGCCUAUGUCUGAUUUAUCAAAUUUUUGAAUGUACAUUAUACAUUGCCUUUAAUGUAAAAGCAGUUCUCACUUCAGAGGGAUGAAGCCAUUCUUAGUGGUGUUUUACCUAACUGACUCCUGGGAGGAAAGGUAAUUUCUAAAAAUUUAUGCCAUUUCUGAGAGCUGUCCCUUCUUGUCUCAUGUUUUAGCUGCAGUAGUAAUCAU